CACGGCUUGCCACGGCUAGGAUCGCUGCACUUCUCCACGCGUUGAGAUGGAGAGCGCACACGUCGGGGUUAUUGCAGCUCUACUGAGCCAGGUGGAGAGCAGCAGAAAGAGCUGACUCGUCCCAGUGAGAGCAGGGAGGUGGGAGGUGACCCUCGCUGUCUCUGUCAUCACUUAGGAACGCAAAAUUGUGGAAAGACAGGGAACUGGACUAUCUGCUCACCGGAUGGGACAUUCAACAAGGGUGAUACUUGCUGCCGUUUGAGUUUAUUUUUCCAAACUGUGAGAGAAUUCCUGAAUUCUGUCUCCAAAAGGCUUUUGUUGACUCUUGAUAUGGAUCCCGGUUGAGAGCGGAUUGUCUGGGUUUUUAACGUGAAGGGACUUGGAUGUGGAUUAGAAUGCUGAUGCGGAGCACCUGAGCUUCGGGACGUAGCCCUCUGUAGCAGGACCACAUGGACAUGUUUGGUUUCUCCAAGAUGCCAAAGCUGUCCGGUCAUAAGAACAAAAUGUCGGGCUGGCCGCCCCCUGGCCCAGGCUCCUGGGGUGGACUGCAGGGACCUCCAUACAGCUGGGACAGCAUGAACAGCAGCAGGGAGGGCCGGGACCCCCUCACUAGUCAAGUGUCCCAGAGCAGCUCCCUGGAGGAGGUUCACCUGGACGGAGCCCCACCUGCCCCACGCCUGGUGGAAAUGAGACGGGACCCAGUCCUGGGCUUCGGCUUUGUGGCGGGCAGCGAGAAACCGGUGGUGGUCCGCUCUGUCACGCCAGGUGGUCCAUCAGAGGGGAAGCUGUUGCCAGGCGAUGAGAUCAUCAUGAUCAACGACGAACCCGUCAGUUCGGCUCCUAGAGAACGAGUCAUCGACCUCGUCAGGAGCUGCAAAGAAUCCAUCGUGUUGACUGUUGUCCAACCGUACCCUUCCCCUAAAUCAGCGUUCAUCAGUGCAGCCAAAAAAGCCAUGCUCAAGUCCAAUCCGGUCAAAGUGCGCUUUGCAGAGGAGGUCAUUAUAAACGGCCAGGUUCCAAACCCGGUGAAGGACAACUCUCUUCUGUUCAUGCCAAAUGUCCUGAAGGUCUACCUGGAGAACGGGCAGACAAAGUCUUUUCGUUUCGACAGCAGUACUUCUAUUAAGGACGUGAUCCUGACCCUGCAAGAGAAGCUGUCAAUCAAAUGCAUCGAGCACUUCUCCCUCGUAUUGGAGCAGAGGAUGGAAGGCUCUGGAAGCAAACUCCUUCUCCUGCACGAACAGGAGAUGCUUUCUCGGGUGACCCAGAGGCCCGGCUCUGACAAGAUGAAGUGUUUCUUCAGAGUCAGCUUCGUGCCAAGGGACCCCGUGGAGCUGCUCCGGAGAGACGCAGUGGCAUUUGAAUAUCUCUACGUGCAGAGUUGCAACGACGUGGUCCUGGAGCGGUUCGGCCCGGAGCUGAAGUACGACGCCGCGCUCCGACUGGCCGCGCUGCAGAUGUACAUCCUCACCAUGACGACCAGGCAGAGCCAGAAGGUCUCCUUCAAAUACAUCCAAAAGGAGUGGGGUCUGUCGCUGUUCCUGCCUCCUGCUGUGCUGUCCAGCAUGAAGGAGAAAAACAUCAAGAAGGCUCUGACACACAUCCUCAAAACCAACCAGAACCUCGUGCCUCCAGGGAAAAAACUGACUGCUUUGCAGGCCAAGGUGCAUUACCUGAGGUACCUCAGUGAACUCAGACUUUAUGGAGGGAGAGAGUUCAAAUCAAUACUUUUGCAAGGGGAGAAACAGACAGAUGUGAUACUGUUAGUGGGCCCACGCUAUGGCAUCAGUCAUGUCAUCAAUGCCCGGACCAACCUCGUGGCCCUAUUGGCCGACUUCAGCCACGUCAACCGCAUCGAGAUCCUCACCGAGGACGACACCAACGUCCGACUGGAGCUGCAUGUUCUGGACGUCAGGCCCAUCACACUGAUCAUGGAGUCGAGUGAUGCAAUGAACCUGGCCUGUAUAACAGCAGGCUACUAUCGCCUCCUAGUGGACUCGAGGAGGUCUAUCUUCAGCAUGCCCCACUGCAAUAGCACAGGAGGGGACGACACCAGUCAGGACCGCGUCCUGGAGUGGCCAUAUAGCACGUCUUUGGGAAACAACGAGGAGACAUCGCCGAGCCAGGAAGAAGCCUACAACAGGGACUCUGAGUAUCCGGACAACGGGCAGAGCGAGAACAGCAUCUCCCCUUAUUUCCACGAACCCCAAACACCUGACAGAGACCUGGGGACACGAAGAAGCCCGCUGCCCCCUCCUCUUCCCCCCGCGACCAGACACAAACCUCAAGACUCGCCUCGGAGCGCCAAAGUGUCGUUUAUUUUCGGGGGGGACCCACCCUUAAACAAGCCAAAGAAUGUAAGCUAUGAAAGACUGUUGGAGAGUCCUGAGGUACCCGAGCACAGACCGCCCUACUUGCAUAACAACAACACAGACUUUAGGCCACAGGACAGGGUGUCGUUCCAGUUCAGCGGUCUGACACAUGUCUACAGUAACAUUAUAAGUGAAGAAGGUGGUGAAGAGCCCCUGCUAAGGGAUCUGUUUUAUCGUGACACAACGGACGAUGCAGAGGAUGACGACGAUGCUUCCUGUGAAGAAGAUUCCACAGGGGGGACACCGGUGGGAGACGACAGAGGAGGUGGAAAUGAAAACUGUGGCACCCAAGGAGGAGGUUUACCCACCGCAGCCAGCAAAGCCACCUUCCUCGCACUUUCCGGUUCUACGGACGACAUCAUCGACCUGACGUCCCUGCCUCCCCCCGAGGGAGACGACGGCGUCGACGACGAAGAGGACGACACGCUCCUAGAGACGCUUAACCUCGCGAUCGCUGCGCCACCGCCGGGCUUUCGGGACAGUUCAGAUGAGGACACAGCACCUGAGGGAAGGCCGCUGAGCACACGUGACAACGACGAUAUCCCGGUGUCGUUGAUUGAUGCCAUUCCAACCCAGGGGGAGGGGGAAGGGAGCAGGGGAGGGGAGAGACGGCUGGAGAAUGCAGUCAUGAAUACUCUCCAGGCACUGGAGGCUCUGUCUGUGUCUGAACAGAGGCCUCCCCCGCCACCACCCAACAAUAACAAUCCAGGUGUUUACACAUCUCGAGGCCUUAGCCCAGAGUCAUCCUCAGAUUCCGGCAACGAGACCAACUCCUCAGAGAUGACUGAAAUCUCUGAACUAGCCGCUUCUCACAGGCUCAGUGAGAGCCACAUACGUCUUCUGGUGGCCACGAGGGAAGGCUACCAACCUUUACUUGAGGAGAAAACAGAAUUCCCUGUCUCUCCCGGUACAGGCGGAACAAUACAAAAGAAACCACGUAGUCCAACGCGGCACCUUCAGCCUCCAGCGGUUCCUCCGAGACGCAGCCCCCAAUUGGACACCGCAUCAUCGGGGCCAGAGAGCUUGGAGGUGAGGCCUCAGACUAACCUCUCAUCCACUCUCCAGCGCCCAAGUUCCACGACGCCGGGAGGCAAGCAUCACAAAAAGUCUGCAGACUCCGGCGGGAAGUAUAACACCUUCAGCACAAGGCAAGGGCAUCGAGGUGAGAGUAGCGGGAGCCGUGGCCGACCCGACUCAGACCAGCGCACUUCAUUCUGCGAGCGAGGGGAAAGCCAGAGAAGACAGAAUUCUCUUUUAGCAGAAAACUCUGCAGGCGAGAGCCUCGCAAUGAACAGCCUCCCACAUGACCAUCACAGAAUGCCCUGUUCUCCUUCCUCUACCUCUGAUCAUCUGUUAGACGUUGACUGCGGUGCAGAUAACGUAGCCACGAGUGUUGAGCAAGACGAACAUCUAGUUGUGGCUUCACUGUUGUCCCCAAGCAAAAAAUCCAGAUCGGUGGGUUCUGACCAGGGAUCGGACAUACAAAGUGAACAUCAACCGAUUUCUAGACAGCAGAGUGUCGCACGCCUGUGUGAGUACCAUCUAGCAAAAAGGAUUUCAAAUUUGCAAGGAGAAGCCCACAGUUCACUACAGGGCUCUCUGUGCUCAUCACUAGAUGCUGGUGGCAGCACGAACAGUAGCACCUGUGCCACCCCAACUGACUCACCACUUGGCCCUGGAGCUGUCGAAUCGAAACACCACCAUUUGCAAAGGCACCCUCUGUCUAGUUCUUCCUCCUCAUUACUCAGGGUGCUGAACUAUGAAGAUAACAAACCUGGAAUCCCACGCGGCACUCAGGGAAAAGACCUCCACCCUCACGCAGACCCUGCCCUACUUCGGAAAAUGCUGCCCAACAUUCACCCUCCUGGCGCUGGAGCUGAACCAGUCCGUCCCUCCUCGGCCACAACAUCUAAGCAUAAAGAAACCACAGGUACUGGAAGCAAGAGGCCCCACAGUGAACUGCAUGCUAAACAACAGGCCUGUUUUAAGGGGCUGAACCAGAAAGAAGGCAGUGAGGCCUACAGACAACUGAUUAACUAUCUAACAGUCAGCCAGAUGCAUCAGGGAGGGAAGCUGCACAGUGCAGGCAUGGGAGGGGCAGUCAAAAAGGACACCAGGCGCUUUAUCACUAGCAACCCUCAGCUUGUUGAAAUGGUUAAGAAUAGGGGGAAUACCAUUGCUCGUUGCCCAUGUAUGCCUUCCUCCAUUUCAUCCCCAAAUUCAGUAGCAACUAAUGCAGCCAACAUGCAGCUGGCAAAUAAAAAUCCACGGUCAUUCCAUUCGGCCACACUUCCCACCAAACUCAAGAGAAGUCCUGACAUGCAUGCUCAGAAACUGAACGAGAGUAUAGAUUUCAGGCCAGCUAAUGCUGAGAGGAGAAGCUCCUUUUCCGGCCUGGAAGGUGAACUAGAGACGAGUGGCAUGGACCCAGAGCACUUCCUGUCACUGUGUAAGACAGAGGGCUGUAUCAGCCGCGAUGGGGGAUUCAUUACAGGUGGAAACCGUGAGGGUGGGGGUACCACUAACCGUCUCCCACCUCGGUCAAGAAGCCAACCUAGUGGCAGCACAGAGGACUGGUUCAGAUCAGACCCAAGAGCAAAGCAUGCAGUUCGUCAGUCUUCUCAUCCUCGUCCUAAUGAUUCUCUUUGUUUCUCUGCUGCCCCCAGUGUAAGUGGUCAACGGGCAGACCUCAACAGCAUCUCACUAGGAAGGGGAGACCAUCCUUCAGCUUUUAUCAGGCAGGCAUCUACUGGCACUAGGUCUUGCAUUACAUCUCCAACUCCCAACCCACAAUCUCCACCUCCGCCACCUCCCCCACCACCUCCCCCGUUGCCUCUCCCCGCGCAAGCCAUCGCGAACUCCGGCAACUCAGGAUGCGCACAGAAUUCCAUCCAGUCCCGGCAGAUUCAGAACCACGUUCGGGCCGUUACCCCAACCCUGCCGCAGACGGAUCCCUUCGGCAAUCACCUGCAGCGGGGACGGGAGCUCAAACGCAGCGCGAGCAAUAUAACUGCCAGUUCUGGUAGCGUGGAAGUCCUGUUUGAUAAGCCCACCAGAAGCCGGAGCCAGCAGCCCAUGUCACCAUCUGUGCCCCAGCAAGGUGAGACCAAAGUCCAACGGAGGCCAACAAGGAAGCGGCUCUCCAAGAGCUACUCCCAAGGUUCUGUAUCUUCUCACGCCAUGUGCUGGUCUACAGGCAGUAGGGUAGACAGUAGAAGGGCGUCUGUGGCAUUUCCAUUACAGAAAGAUCCUAAACACAUGAAGGGCUCUCAAAAACUGGACACCAGUCCCUGGAGAUGCAAUGGACCUUUUAGCUACUGUUUCUUUAAACGUAAGAGUGAAGGCGAAGAGGAUGAGAUUGAGUGGGAAAGGCCCAGACGAAGCCAUGGUGGUAGCGGCGACGGUGCCGCCGCAUCAGCCAUAUUGCCAUGUGGCUCAGUGAUGGAUGCAGCUGGGGAACAGCUGUAUGGGGAGGUCCUCAAUAACAUGAGCUUCAGUGACCGCCUCGGACGAAUCAACGCACUCAAGGACCGCAUGUACGGCUACCCUUCCGGCUUCACUGACGUCCGCCGCGAUGCCAGCGAGCUCAUAGCACUGGUGAGAUCCAGCGUUGGCCGCUGCGAUCGUGGCCCCCAGAUGCCUCUCCAGGAUGUAUCCCAGUACAAGCAGCUCCUCUCUGUUGAAUCUAAAGAAUUAGGUCGGGCAUGCCGGAGGAUGGCACAAGCCCACGGUAGUCCUGAGGAGAUGCUGCUGGCUGUAACUUGUAGUUUCCAGGUGCUAUGCUGUCUCUGCGAAGCUUGCAUGUGUCUGGUUAGGGGGCUCGGAGCCUCGGCGACACACCAACAGAGAGAAGUCGUGGCAAAAGUCGACGAGGUUGUUAUGAACUAUAUCUGUCUGCUCAAAGCGGCUGAGGCUGCCACCGUGGGAGCACCAGGGGAGCACAGUGUGAAAGCCCUGGUCCGCCACUCGAGUACCAUGUCGGCCAUUGCUAACGCACUCACCCGCUCUCUUAAAACGCUGCUCAGCAAGUAGAGGCUACUCCUUAUGCUUUAUAGCGUGGCCUGCACAGUCUGUAGAAGUCUGUCUUUAAGCAUCUUGCUGUUUUUGAGUCUGCUGAAAGAGUCAUAUAUUUUUCAUAUAAGAUCUCAAUGAUAUCCAUAUCAUAAUCAAUAAAGUGUACGACUUGUUGGAGUAAGACUCAAUAUUAAAGUUAUAUUAAUAUUAGUAAGAUGCUGGAAGGCAGUCCUGUGUGACUGCACUUGCUUUUUUUUCUGAUGACAAUAUUGUAAUGUAGAUUUACAAAGCCAUACUGUCACAGAACUUUGUGAUAUGACAUGUACCUAAUAGAUACCCUUUUACCUGUGCAUUAUGUAACUUAUUUAAAAGAUGUAUAUAAUGUAUAUAAAUACAAUAUAAAUAUAUUAUUUGCCGUAGCAGUUUCAAGAAGCCAUUGAGUAUUCAGCUUAAUUUGCUCGAAUAUUGUACAGGGCUGGAGUGAGUUCGCUUUCAGUUCAGUCAGUUCAUAAAAGUUUUACUACAGAUAUUUAUAGUUGUGAUUAUAACAAUUUAUCUAUAGAGUAAAAGUUAAAAAAAAACAAAGUAGGUAAAGAUGUGUGACUGUCAGUUCAGUGAGGAAAUUGUUGCUAUUAUUUAUUCACACGAUAAAUAUGAGGUUAAAUUUCUGAAUGACUGUAAAAGUGAACUGAUUUCAACCCUGUUGCAUUAUAAUGCAGUUUAUUAUUUAUUUAUUUAUUUAUUGCAAGAUGAGAGGAACAUUUGGUAGAAAUGUUGAAAAUACAGGGACACUGAAAUUGCACUGCAUUGACCACUGCUUCAUAUUUUAGCACAUAGAUUAUUUUCAGAUAAGAAUAAUAACAACUGCUCCCCUGAAAACAAAAUAUAUAAAACUAUUAAGAUGUUAUCAUAUUAAAGAAAAGAUAAUUUAUUGAUAAAUAUUUCAGAUGGAUCACUCUGUUAAUAAUAUAUGAUUAUUUUGAAUUGUAUGUGUUUUAUUAUCAUCCGUUUUGGAACAAGUUCUGUGCUUGAAUGAUUUAUCAAUCCACACUAUGUAUCAAGAUGCAGAUCUCUUGACAAGAGGUUCAAUUCCUGCUUCUGCUUUUUUUUUUUCAAUAAUCCACAAUCUAUUAAAAAACAUUUUACAGAU
Messenger RNA from Larimichthys crocea (large yellow croaker), 7536 nucleotides. Its product is annotated as FERM and PDZ domain-containing protein 4. The record is from RefSeq and is a predicted model, not a curated record. The coding region runs from base 450 to 6404 and encodes 1984 amino acids. Gene Ontology annotation, cellular component: cytoskeleton. The transcript is spliced from 16 exons. Gene Ontology annotation, molecular function: protein binding. NCBI's taxonomy places the organism in Eukaryota, Metazoa, Chordata, Actinopteri, Sciaenidae.